CAUCUAGAAACGGACAUGACAAUGAAAUCGAAAAGGCACGUCGUCGUGGCGCUGAAUCGUAGCUCUGUAGUUGCUGGUUACUUACUGUUACUUCUUUUGAAGGUCAUGAUCAUCAAUCCUCGUGCUCGUCGGUAAACGUAAAAUAUCAAUAGGCUCCUGAGGCAUUUCGGUGUAGCGUCCUCUGACGACACCAUCAAAAGUAUGGCGCUGAGCAGCGGUGGACGAGAGUUUCUCGAUCCUUGAGUGUUACCCAAACGUGCAUCUUCAUCAGUGCGGCACACCAAGAUGAUGCUAUUCUGGCAGGCGUUGACCUUGUUCCUGCUUUCGGGCGACCUUCUGCAAGCAGUGAAUGGCCUGCGCUUUUCGCCUGACAAUGUGAAACGUAACGCUCUAUCGUCGUCGUUCCUAGGAAAAGGAAACAAUGGGACCUCCAUCACAAGCACAGCCCUGCAGCAUGGUGUGUCGAACACGUUAAAAGGUACGAAAUCCUCCUCAGCAGCGUCGACCCGUCCACCAAAGGUCCACUACCUCUUCCUAGUCUAUAACCAUAUCAACAAUCAAGAGUCGUGGCGACGCUACUUCCAAAAUGAACAGGAUGAAGGACGAGCAGCAGAACAGGGUGGGGAAAAAGGUGACUAUGAUGAAUUACUUAGAAUUGGUGACUUAUAGUUCUCUGCUAUCUUCCUUCUUUUUCUUUUUCUUCUUCUUCUUCUUCUUCUUCUUCUUCUUCUUCUUUGUGAUUACUUAUGAUUGAUUAUCUACUUUGUCAACUGUUUUCUAGGUAGUUUUUUUGUAGUUUCUCAUUCUCUCCAUGUCCAUGUCCAAGGCGAGGUGAAUAGAGUGUACAUAAGGGGAAUGUGAUCUCGAGCGUGAAUGAUCAUCUUCUAAGUCGACAAAGUGGCCGCCGUCGAAACCGAUUGGCAGGCCUACAUCCACUGCAAAGAUGGCUAUACGUGUCAAAUGCCCCCGUUCGAAGCAACGUUGAUUCCAUCAGUUAAGAGGACACUCAAAUUGUUCAGUGAACGUACUCCCUUAUUUCAGUUUAUCGAAUGGUCUAUACAGAUGAUGUUCCUUGUGUCCUGCUAGGUAGUCCUUCACAUCAGAAAUCACCUCUUACCUCCUCUAAUCCCAUCGCCUCAACCUACUGUGCCGAUCUGGUCUCUCCCAUGAUUGCCCUACUUCGAGAGGCACUGAAAAAUGCGGAAAGCAGCGAUCAGUUCGCCUUCUUCUCCGACUCCACACUGCCCGUGAAACCGCGUCAAUACGUGCAUGAGACGCUGUUGGCUUUAUGGCUGGCUAGUUUUUAACAAAGUAAAAGUAUUGAUGUUAUUGACAAGAAAAUCAGAAAUAUAAGAAACAGUAGAGUCCUCGUGGUGAUCCUCAUCAAGGAAGAAGUAGUAAUAUUAAAGUACUUGUUAGUGCUAAAGCUAAUGCCUCUAUGCAGCUAUUCCUAUCAGCUGCUCUAAUCUCCGACCCAACUCUAUCCGCCUUCUGCAUGUUCCCGGUUAGUGCAUGGGCUCGCAGGCCUAUGGCGGAUCCGACACAGGGUUUUGAAGUGGCGGCGAAACAUCAUCAAUGGGUCACACUGUCCUACGAUGCAGCCACAAAACUCGUGAACACUUUCAAUGUCAAUGUACUACUGAGUUUUUCUUUGCUGCGAUGCUGUUGGAAAUGAUAAAUGAGUGCUUCAGUGACUUCUCUGUUUACUGACCUUUGAUGCCACCAGACUGACACUACUUCACCAAUGACUUACUUGCUCUACUGUAAGAAGUUAAACUUUAACUCACGACGUAUGUCAUUGUCGUAGACAUAGUCAUCUUUUCCUUAUCAGGACAUCCUUUACCAAUCGCUACUGUCGUCGUUUAACUUGGUUGGCCGAGUGUGCAUCGACGAAUACUACAUGUUUCAUGCACUUUUCUUAUGAUUCUUGGCAAUCGAUUUUUCUCUGCUCUACCUCGAGUGCAGCUGUUCUUGAGUAAGUACUCCUCCACCGUCCAGCCAUGUGGUCUACAAUCUCGAUAUACCGAUUUGCCUCUUCCAGGAGUCCUGCCUGACAACUCCACUGCUAAUCUUGCUUCACCAAAGUCACUUCUCUGCUUUCAGUUUUGGGCCAUGUCUUACUCUAAUCUCUGAGACUCUCCAGAAUGCUCCUGCUACUGACUUCGUGCAAAGAACACUGCUAGACAAGUUCGACGCACAGCAGGCGAACCGUGAGGCCUCAGGAGCUCAGGCGAGACAUUUGAAAGCUGUUGGUAUUGUAGUUUCUGUUUCUUCGAGUUGUAGUUUCUUAGAUUUGCUCGAGGACAAUCAAGUUGUACCUUCGGACAUCUAGGAGAUGUUAUUGUUAAGUAUGCCUAAUAUAAUCUUCGAUUUAGACUCGGUUUGGGACUCGCCUGCCUGAUCCUGAAGUCAUCUACGUCUUACCUACCGCUUGAUGAGGCGCGACUACUUAGUAGGAAUAGCCUUCUUGAGUUUUCCUUUUCUUGCUCCUGCCCCUACUCAGCAAACUGCGUAUUUGCGUGCGCCUUCCACUGAGGCUGCUUUUGCGCCCUCCACUGGAACAUGUAGUAUUCGUCGAGCAGCAAUGCAUCAAGAUGAUCGGAAUGACGACUUCACAACAACUCAUAUUAAACCUGUAGUUUACAGCACCACCUCCAAUCUUCGCACAGCCAUCAACCGUCAACAACCUCAACCCUCCUCACACAGACUCUCCACGACAUCAUGCAAGCCUUUCAUAUGAAUCAUUGGGCCUAUCCACAGAACACUGGUUGUCUCGACGAAUACUACCUGUUUCAGAGUGUCAUAGGCAUAGUGCGUGGCGUCAGUGAUUUGUCUGCGUUGAAGUUUGACUCUGCAUUUGGGCAGGGGGUUGUUGGUACUACUUCUUGUAACUUGUUUGUACUUCUACUUGUAACUUGUAGUUUUUGAGCUGCCAUACUCAUACAUGAACUCUUGGUUGCACGAACUGCACUGCUUUGCCUUUGUUGUUACAUCAGAUCGCUGCUACACGUUGGCUUGUUGGAACGUGCCUUCGAACCCAGUGAUACCAGCAAUCCAACAGUACCUGCAGAACUAUUUAGGGAGAAAGGUAGUUAUCGUGAAUACUAGAUUACUAACAAGUUUUAGUUUACGUAUAAUUGGUAUAAUUAUAGAAUAAUUUAUAGAACGGAUGUAGGAUGGACUUGGAUGGAUCGGAUGGACCCCCCUAAGUCUUCCGAUCCUACUUGAAAUGGUGGGAAGUCCAUCCGUUCCAUCCGAUCCACCCCCUCCCGGAUCUGGCACCCCUAUAAAUUACUCUAUUAUACCACGACUGGCCCAAGGUUCUCGGCUUCUUCUAAGUCAGUAUGCUGGUUACCUGAAGUGGUAGCGCAAGUGACUUUUUCUCAUUGACUCUCUGCUCUAACCCCCGGCCUCGUCCGCUACGACGCAGUCACAAGACCAGGAACGCUCACGCACGCGAGUAUCGCAGGUCUAAAGGAGCUGAGGAAAAGCAGCUUCUUGUUUCUCCGCAAAGUGCCGGACUCUCCACAGGUGUUGGAUUCUUGCGAGAGCUUCGAAAAUGCGGCAAUGAGGCUGUUGUAUAGGUAUGGCGUGGACGUCAAAGUCAAUGAAUGUGUUAUGUUGUACUAGUAGAAGGAAAAAUGGAUAUGGACAUGUAUAAGAGUUGCUGUUGCAGGCAUCUCUGGCCGUUGUACUACAACAAGGCUAUAAUGGGUAAGUCACGACUUCAGACUUAAUUAAGUACCCUUUCCACACUUCUAUAUGUUCCAGGGCGCGGUUGGUCUUCAGGCUCUCUCCCCCACCGAGUUCCACCACAGACCGCACCACAGGGGGGGGCGUCCGGCCCCGAAUCAUGUAUGCUCAUUAGCAUAAUUACCGUUCCCUCACAAGUCGCAACACCAACACCCACUACCCUUUUCCAUAUCUCCAGCCACGUCUUACCCGCUCUAGAGGGACCAGCACAGUCGGAUUUGACGUACUUGACAGUGGAUUUUCAACAAGAAUACUUCGGAUCGUGGACAGAUGUCGCGAAUGAGGAUACAAGAAUCAAGGCAAUGGCUUUGGGAGAUGGAGCUUUAGACCAUCAGUCGGAUGGAGGGCCUAUUAUGAAAGGACGAUUUGUGGUCUACAACUUUUGUUGUGAUUUUUGAAGAAAACAAAAAUCAUCAUACGAAUCAACAUUCAAGAAUUUGCCGCUUGUGGUCUAUACUCUGUUGAUGGUGAAAUUCCGUGAAAAUGUUGUCCGAUAUUGAAUUUGCUUCAAUCAAAUUCAAAUUGAUAUAAAACGUUCUUAGGUUUUCCACUCCUCCUCUAACUCCCCAACCACCUCCCCAAUCGCCUCGACGGGACGCGAAAUCAAGCUGGAGGCGCGCUCUUUGUCAAGCAAUAGCUUUGUCUGGACCGGUCAUGGCACUAUUUGUGGAAGACAUUUGAGCCUCCGCUUCCACGAUCAGGUGCUAGACGGGGAGCUGAAUGACAAAGCCGAUACGAUCUACUGGGCAAAUGGAGCACAGUGGAGGAAAGGUAAGUCCUUGAUGUACUAGUACUUUCAAAGAAAAGGAUUAGAUAUAGUAAUAGUUUUAGCAGUUACCAGGAUACUUCAGGAUACUUGUUGAUAGUUGCCCUUUUCUCUUUUCUAUCUUCCUCUGGUCUGUCUUUUUUCUAGUUAAGUCGGCCCCGCCACAAUUAUACUGGGUUACAGUCACUUUCAUCUUCUUGGCCCACUCUCCACCAGAUAUGUCCGAUAAGGAUAGUGCGGUCGAAAAACAGGUCACAGCAAUGACGCAUCACGACGGUGCCUCACCUGCGGAGGCUGUGAAAAAACUGCCUGGCGCUCUUCCUAUGCAGUUUGUCACGACUUCCGAUGCUAAGAGGUCCAUAGCAACACCGCUAUCGACCUCCAAAUCGAAAACGAAAACCAUCGCAACUCCAGUUGUAUCUUCUUUUUCGACGGUCAAGAAGAGGCAGGCGACUAGUUCCACAAGUGCUGUGGAGAAGAGGAAGAAGACGAAGACAUCCUCAAGUAGUCGUGACUUCUUCUCUUACAACCUACCAGUUUCGUCGCCAGGGGUGGUCGCAAGCCCUGUCUUUCAAGCGAACUCGACUGCUUCACUGUGAUGAUGUCUAUUGGGAGGUAGAGUACUAGGGAGCUGUGGAUGUGGUGUCAUAUAAUUAUUUUUUUCCUCUCGAAAUAAAACUGUUCAGUUUUGCUGCUAGAAGUUCUAGAUGUAGUAGUUGUUGUGGUAGUACCUCACUCAUAUUAUUAUUUUUUCCUUCAAUGUUAAUGUAAAAACAAACGAAGUGGUGAAAAGACGUUUCUGCUUUUGCAUUUAUGAUUUUUCAUUCAUGAACCUGGACCUACACGGGUGGCAAUGUGGUGUGAUAUUUUUGCGACAAGAAGCUCUGUCAAGAACGAGCACACCAUCACGCUUCCAGUUUUAUGGUAGAAGGCGGUAGCC
Amoebophrya sp. A25 is the source of this 5459-nucleotide messenger RNA. The record is from the annotation of a GenBank genome assembly. NCBI's taxonomy places the organism in Eukaryota, Dinophyceae, Syndiniales, Amoebophryaceae.